AUGGAUCAGGAUGAUAGGAGACCAAGAAUGACAGGCAGCCCACAAUCCAUCAAAUCGCAGACCGGAUACAGUCCGAGUUACGAGAGCAACCGCACUGUUCAAGAUGAUAUACCUGUGAGUCAACUGCAAUUCUGCACCCAGGUGUAUAGUGCGGCACCGCGAGAUGGGCAGUAUGCGACAACUGCCGCGGUGGCUAGCGACAACACCAACGCUGCUCUUUUGGCACUGUUGCAAGGUCACAAACAAGUCGAGAAGAACAAUUCCCCAUCGAACGGCACCGACCCUUCUGACCAAACUCUUGCUGCUGCGGCACCUUCACAGGCUUCGUCGGUGUUAGUGGAAAAUCCUGAAGUACUGGUCCCAGUCGCAUCCGAGCCUUCAUCGCAAGCCAGGUUACCGGUCAUAUCUGCACCUCGACCAGGUCCUUCAACACGUCUGACAGAAGAUGGAGGAGGAAAACAUGAUAAUGAGCAUGAAGUGACCGAAGAUUACGGCGGUACACGAAAGACCCCUAGAAAGCCAAAACAAUUGCCGGUGCCGCAACAAUCCACUUCUCACACUCAAACUCGACGUCCUAUAUUUUUAACUGCCCCCGCUAAACCACUGCCGGCUUUCCAGCGGUGGCGUGAGAAACUACAAGGAGGACGAUAUAUCCCAAGAUACUUACAGAUCAUUCCCAAGGACCAGGAGCAAUUGUUGACGUCCAGCGACAGCUGGCAGCCACCUCUUGUUGGCCGCCCCAGUAGACUGGGGCAGGUUCCUCUGCCGCUUUUGGAACGCAUGACCCGUGCGGCUAAGAAGCCUGCUGAAGUCGAUGUCUCCCGCGAUGCUUCUCCCGGGUCAACUUCGGCAGAGGAGCGACCCACGGCCGACAAGGCUGCGAACAAGGAUGGCCUAUCUGAAAGUGAAGAAGAAAAAGAAGCAGAAGACCUCAGCCAAGUGUCAUCAGAAGCGUGGCCUCCAAGCCCUCCUACCCAAGACCGUAGGAUGCAAUUGCCCCCGAACAGUCCUCCGCUGCUUCUCCACCCACCGAACCCAGCCUUGAAUCAUUCAAAUCAUUGCUCCCAGGAGGGGGACGUGAUACAAACACUCCAGGAACCAUUGUCGGGGUCUCCACCUAGAGCAGUACGUACGCAGAAAGACUCGCCGGAUCUUGCGUUUGGGCCCGAUGCUCAGGGUGGUGCUCUUGCCGAGGCUCCAGGGCUGGAAGUGGUAGAUACAACCUCGCAGAGUCACCACGGACGACCGUCCACACGCCCAGCCACGAAAGUUGAGAAGGAGGAAAUUGAUGCAGAAGGAAAUGCCGCUCAUUCUGUCUUUUCGACAGACCCUGAACCAACCCACCGUCAGAAGGACGUGCAGGUUGAGCGAACACCCUAUUUCGGAAAAGAUACCAAUCAGCAACAGUUCCGGCGUGGAAUACUACCAAGCGGAUCACAGGAAGCAACAGUGAGGGAGGCCCCACCGGUAUGGUCAGGCUGUGUUCCUGCAACUAUCCCCGAAACCGGACUGCCUGGUAAAUCGAUUCCAAGGGAAGUUAUUGAUACCAUUGCUAUGAGCCAGGAGCACAUGCAGACGCCGAACACAACAAUUGCCCGGGAUGGAGGUGGUGAAACGGGCAGCGAGCAACAAGAUGUUGCAGCAGGGCCAGGUCCGCCCACGAACGGUUACGGCGCGUUGCAAUCGAUGGGGGCGGAUGCGGGCAGCGCACGACUGGAAGAACCAACAUGCUCAGAUGACCGCGUGAAUGAUUCAGAAGAGCCCUCGGUUCAAAACCAUCCAGAUCAGCUAUUUGGAAACAUACUACCACAUGACAGCACUUCUAUUCCGGCAGCCGGGGGCUCUGAAGGUCUCGGACCUACUGCGCAUUCGAGGAGCUUGGACGUGCAUCGACUCAAUACGGGGUCCCCAAGAUCUAGCCACCAAGCCACUCCCUCAGAGCCAGUACCCGACAUCAGCUCACGAACGUUGGGCAACGAGAUGCAGACUCGGACCACAAGGAAAAGAGCGAACGACCAAGACAUGGGCGGCCCCAGCAAAAGAUGGCAGACUGAUAAGACAGUUUUGGAUCACAGUGUAUCGGACAAGGACUACUCGCAGCUGGUCCAGGGGCUCAGAGCAUAUCGUCGAGACACUUUGUCGCCGUUGAGCAAGCCGAGAGUCUCUACAGGCCCUGCGGCGACAUCUUCGCCGAAGGACGUUGGAACUGCCGAUAUUGAGCCACAUGAAAUAUCAAACUCCGUCAAAGAGCGCCAUGUGACACCAAUGUCGGCAGCGGCGUCACAAGCAUCGCAAAAAUCAGCAUCAACGCCAAUCACUCAUGUGUCCACAUAUGAUGACGAGAAGGCGGAGGAGAGAUCUCGGCCCCACAGCCCUCGUCAAUUGGAAGCUGUUCCUCGUGAACCAGAGAUGCUCUUUGCCACUUUCAAGGCAGCCUACCCAGAGUACGAGGGAGGGAUCAGGGACUUUGCCGGCUCAUGCAGUGUACUCAGCAAAAUAUUGGCUUCUGGUCAAGUGCUCCAUCCAUCUCUCUUUGAUGAUGCCAUCUUUCAUCACUAUCAUAGUUACCGAAGAUACCUGAGCGAGGAGGCACUUGAUGUUGCGGUUCCGUUGGCCUUCUAUGACUUCUACAACGACCGCAUUGAAGAGCCUUCACAUGCAAAAAGAAUAGUGACCAGAAAAACUCUCCAGAAUCCAGUCACAGGGGUGCGCGACAACUCUAGGGAUUCGGCGACCAGCAUCGCCCGAGAACGCCCGUCCAUUCAUUGGCCGGAGGCUGCUAAUGUGGAAUCGAGGGCUGAUAAUCGCACGCCUGCCCGCCGGGAAGAUGGACCGUAUACCGAUGCACAUAAGCCAGCCGAUGCCAUCGUGGAGAGAUGGCGUCAGGAUGCCUCGCAGGCGGCCUCCCCAGAGCUCGGAACUCCUGAUGUCGACCGAAGGCUGUCCGACAUCCCAGCUCUCGACAUCUCAGGUGACGGCGACCACACUCCAGCAUUGACGAGGAGUAUGGGUCCUCCAACGACAAAGAAGAAAAGAAGUCUCCCAUGGGACCCGGAAGUCAUGAGUUCAAGGGCACCUGCUAGACGCACCACUUCGUUGCCGUUGGCUCCUAAGAAUCCGAAGAGGCCCAGACCAUCAGCAAGUCCUUUUGUGAAGCCAGCCGGACCUCUCUCGGUGCAAGCCCCAACAUCGAACAGGGAGCUGACAUCACCCGUCGUCCCUAUGCCUCAAACAUGGUGGACAGAUCCGGACACGCCGUUUAAAAGGUUCGUCGAAAGUCAUUCGAAGUUGGAGUCCAGAGGCACACGACAAGAGCUUCACAGGCAGAACGUGGGCCCUCAGGACCCCAACGUGGGAGGAAUUGACGUCUUCUCUUGGAGACGGUGA
Molecule: messenger RNA, 3387 nt
Organism: Capronia coronata CBS 617.96
Lineage: Eukaryota; Fungi; Ascomycota; Eurotiomycetes; Chaetothyriales; Herpotrichiellaceae
Exons: 1
Coding region: 1-3387 (1128 amino acids)
Source: RefSeq, a predicted model, not a curated record